AUGGAACCGAGUGGAAAAAGAAAGUUCGAGUCGGCCACCGAUAGCGCUAACACACCCGAUAAACGACAUAGGGUAAUUGGACCUUCUCUACCACCACCAUCAUUCACAUCAGAAGCACCAGCGCAACAGAGUGACUCCGACGAGGACAGCAGUGACGAUGAUUUUGGACCAAGCUUGCCCCCUCCCGAAGGCACAGUACUUGAGUCAACAGCCCAGGUGUCCGUCCACAAUGCAACUCCCGGCUCAUCAGCGGAGACGGAACCCGCUGCUAACAAUCAGUCCCGACGAGACGAGUGGAUGCUGUUACCCCCAGAUGACUCAAGUUGGGCAUCAAGGGUAGAUCCUACUAAGUUAAGGAAUCGAAAGUUCCAGAGUGGGAGGCCCGGAUCAAGUCGUCCUACCGGGGGAGUAGAUGCUUCGUGGACUGAAACGCCCGAGCAAAAAAUGAGGCGUCUGCAGGAUGAAGUGAUGGGUGUUUCUACUGCCCCUGCUGCGGCUGGUAAGCAGGAUGAUGGGACGUCCAGAAAGAACCAGGCUAUGCAGGAGAGAAUAGAAAAGUACAAUGUUCGUUGGCUUGACCUUAUCGAGGCGAGACGAAAAGAGACUGCUGCUGAAGAAGCAUCGUGGAAGGAUAAGAAGAAAGAGGAAGAAGAAGACGACCCUAGCAAGCGGGCUUUUGAUAAGGAGAAGGAUAUGGCUCUCGGCUCGAGGAUAACUGCCUCGCAACGUCGGGAGAUAAUCAAUAAGGCUUCUGAUUUUGGGUCUCGAUUUAGUAAAGGGAAGUAUCUUUAA
Molecule: messenger RNA, 792 nt
Organism: Aspergillus tanneri
Lineage: Eukaryota; Fungi; Ascomycota; Eurotiomycetes; Eurotiales; Aspergillaceae
Product: GPALPP motifs-containing protein 1
Exons: 2
Coding region: 1-792 (263 amino acids)
Source: RefSeq, a predicted model, not a curated record